UAAAGGUUAAGAUUCGAUCGAGAGUAAUGGCCAUGAAAAUGGAUCUGAAGAUGAUCAUCGUGUGCUCGGUCGUCGGCUCUCUCGGGGUGCUGAGUGCCAUCCUGGGGUUCUCUGCCGAGGGCACCAAGCUCACUAUUUUGGACGUGUACGAGGGUAUCGGGGUGUGCCUGAAACCGCAGAACCCCGCGUUCGGGCUCGGGGUGUGCGCGGCCAUCUUCCUGGCCAUAGCCCAGAUCAUCUUCGCGGCCCUCGGCGGCUGCUGCGGCUGCUGCAAGCCCCGCGCCAUCCCCUCCCAGAGCAAACGGGUCAUCGGCGUCAUCUGCGCCGUCUUCUCAUGGAUUGUGGCGGCGGUCGCCUUUGGGAUGCUGGUGGCAGAAGCGGCCGCGAACGCCCCCGGGACGCGUGAAACGUCAGCGUCCGGCUAUUGCUACAUCCCCCUAGACGGCAUCUUCGCCGGCGGCGCCGCGCUCACGCUCGUCGCCACGGCCCUCGGGAUCACCUCCUACGUCAUGCUCCGCACGCAGCCUGCCACUGUUGCCGAGACCGCCGCGCCCAAGGAAGGCGAGCAGGUGCCGGCGGGCGCCGCCGAGAUCUCGACGGGGCAGCCGCAGUUCCCGCCGCAGCCUCCCCAGGGGCAGGCGCCGCCCGCGCCGCCGAGCUACCUGCAGUACUCUGCACCGCCCCAGGGGCAGCCGUACGACCAAGCGCCCUACCCGCCUCCUCCGGCACAGGGCUAUGGAGCGCACGCACCCAACCAGCAGCAACAGUUUCCCCCUCCUCCCGCAGAAGGCUACGGAGCGCACGCGCCAAACCAGCAGCAACCCCCUCCUCCUAAAGGACACGAACAGCAAUAAUGCUAGAGUUACGGACGAUCAUGGGCGUUUUACGCCCCCUGAUUUUCAGGAGGGUGUGAGGCCUUCCCCUCCUAAUCUGCAAUUCUACUGGUCCACCUCAUCUAGCCCGUGAACCCGGUAUUAAAACACCCCGUUGAUGUAACACGCGCCGUCUGAUCAACCAUGCACCGUGUGAAUCGUGCGUCCGUGUUAUAUCCCUUUCGAUCGUUUUUUUUUGCAUGUAACAUCCGUCUUACUCUCUAUCUCUAUGUAUACCUUGUAUUGUUUUUUUUUCCU
Molecule: messenger RNA, 1130 nt
Organism: Triticum aestivum (bread wheat)
Lineage: Eukaryota; Viridiplantae; Streptophyta; Magnoliopsida; Poales; Poaceae
Product: protein piccolo-like
Exons: 3
Coding region: 27-854 (275 amino acids)
Source: RefSeq, a predicted model, not a curated record